AUGGGGCAGAGGAUGGAGGACAGAGGAUGUGGGCCUCAAGAUGACAAGAGGAGGAGCUUGUGGUCCUCAAGAUGGCAGGAGGUGGAGCUUUUGGUCCUCAAGAUGGCAGGAGGAGCUUGUAGACCUCAGGGUGGCAGGAGGAGUAGCUUGUGGUCCUCACGAUGGCAGGAGGAGCUUGUGGGCUUCAGGAUGGGAGGAGGAGCUUGUGAGCUUCAGGAUGGCAGGUGGAGGAGCUUGUGGGCUUCAGGAUGGCAGGUGGAGGAGCUUGUGGGCUUCAGGAUGGCAGGUGGAGGAGCUUGUGGGCUUCAGGAUGGCAGGUGGAGGAGCUUGUGGGCUUCAGGAUGGCAGCAGGAGGAGCUUGUGGGCUUCAGGAUGGCAGGUGGAGGAGCUUGUGGGCUUCAGGAUGGCAGGUGGAGGAGCUUGUGGGCUUCAGGAUGGCAGCAGGAGGAGCUUGUGGGCUUCAGGAUGGCAGCAGGAGGAGCUUGUGGGCUUCAGGAUGGCAGCAGGAGGAGCUUGUGGGCUUCAGGAUGGCAGGUGGAGGAGCUUGUGGGCUUCAGGAUGGCAGCAGGAGGAGCUUGUGGGCUUCAGGAUGGCAGGUGGAGGAGCUUGUGGGCUUCAGGAUGGCAGCAGGAGGAGCUUGUGGGCUUCAGGAUGGCAGCAGGAGGAGCUUGUGGGCUUCAGGAUGGCAGCAGGAGGAGCUUGUGGGCUUCAGGAUGGCAGGUGGAGGAGCUUACACGUAUCACAAAUACCCUGUCUGUCUGUCUGUCUGUCUGUCUGACUCUCUGUAGGUGUCCGUGGUUAGCAAACGUUGUUUCUCCCGUGGUUCCUGUCUACAAUGGCGUGGUGUUCCUCCUUGUCCUGGCUAAUUUCAGCAUGGCCACCUUCAUGGACCCGGGCGUGUUCCCUCGAGCGAGUGAGGAUGAGGAUAAGGAUGAUGACUUUCGAGCUCCUCUCUAUAAGAACGUGGAGGUGAAGGGUAUUCAGGUGCGGAUGAAAUGGUGCUCCACCUGCCACUUCUACAGACCACCACGAUGCUCACACUGCAGUGUGUGUGACAACUGUGUGGAGGACUUUGAUCAUCACUGUCCGUGGGUGAAUAACUGCAUCGGUCGGAGGAAUUACAGGUAUUUUUUCCUCUUCCUGCUCUCUCUGAGCACACACAUGCUGGGCGUGUUCUCAUUCGGUCUGCUGUUUGUCCUCAACCACCUGGAGAGCCUCAGAGAGCUGCACACCACCAUCACUAUGAUAGUGAUGUGUGUUUCUGGUCUGUUCUUCAUCCCCGUUAUGGGACUCACCGGGUUUCACUUAGUGCUGGUGGCCAGAGGGCGCACUACUAACGAACAGGUAACGGGGAAGUUUCGGGGAGGUGUGAACCCUUUUACUCGUGGUUGCUGUGGCAACGUGAAACAUGUUCUUUGCAGUCCUCUAGCUCCAAGGUAUAUGGUGGACCCCAGGAAGAAGCCGAACAUCCAGAUAAACCCCCCGUUCCUGCGCCCCGUUGUGUCUGAGCGUAACGUCGUUGUUAAAGUCAGUGAUAAUGGAGUUCACGCCAACAUCCUGAGGACGAAGUCAAAAGCCAGUCUGGAUGGUUUGGGAGAGAAAAGUGCAGAUAUUCAGCCUCCUCUUCCUCCUAAAGCUGAACGUCACCAUCAUCAUCAUCAUCAACAUCACCCUCAUCCUCAGCAUCAGCUCCAGAAUCAGCAGACGUCCAGUGAAGAAAGUUCUGUGUCCAGUAAGCCCACCACUCCAUCCACUCCGGCCAUGUACAAAUUCAGACCGUCGUUUGGCACGAUGCCCAAAGUGCACUACCACGCCACGGGAGAGAAGGUCUCAAUGUCCGAGGACUCCAAAUCGGCAGCCAUCUUGGAAGAGCGAGCUCACGACUAUCGCUCCGAGCCGAACCUCGAUUUCCCGGAUUACGGCGGCGCAGAAGUUCCUCCCCUUCAUCGCCACUUCCUGUCGUCUCCGUUUCAGCUCGACUCAUACAGCCUGAAACACGCCGGCCGUAGGGAGGAACCCGCGAAGCUAGGGGGCGUCAAACCCGAGUCGGUGACGUCCACGCCUCACAGGGGCAUGUUUUCCCCCGGGACAAUGUCCAGCCGCAACGCCAGUCUGUCCUACGACAGCUUAUUAUCACCGAGCGUUGCCGUGGCGCCCUCUGUGCCCUUCCACUCGCCUUACCUGCCCGCUAAGACAUGCCUUGUGCGACGUCCUGAAUUGCAGCGCCAGCACUUCCCCUCUUCCCCUUACAGCCCCGCCCGGGUGGGGUACCUGUACAGCCGGGAGCGGGAGAGAGAGCGAGACGGGGAGAGAGAGCGAGACAGGGAUCCGUCUCCUGUCCGCUACGAUAACCUCUCCAAAACCAUCAUGGCGUCCAUCCAGGAGCGGAAAGAGCUGGAGGAGAGGGAGAGGCUCAUUCACCGUCACGGCCACGCCCAUGCACACAACCACGCCCACAUUUACGCCAACGAUUCGGGCGUCUUUGACGGACGUUUUCCCGCCUCCAGAGGGUCUCGGGACGAGCUCACCAGGGUCGGGGUGAUGUCCUUCGGCCCUCGCGUCCUCCACUCCUCGGCGUCGUCGCUGGUCCGAGUUCCCGGAGCGUCCACUUCUUCUCUACACGACGAGGCGGGAAACGUCCAUUAUCGCUCGCCGUCCCAUCAGCCCCCUCUCUCUCCAUCACUCUCUCCACGUUCUCCCUCCUUCUCUCAUCACAAACGGUCCUACAUCAGCGCCGUGGAGAGAGCCGAAUCACCUCACCUGGGCCACAGGGAGGAAACGAACCGAGCGAAAGUUAACGGACAGGCUAAAGGGCAGACGCGAGACUGCCACCCGGUGUCCUCCACCGGAACACCGCUCAGCCCGAGCGUCAAAAAGGACACUGUAGCCGACCAAUCAGAGCCUUUCUCACAGGGGCGGACGGGCCAAUCAGAGCAGGUCUUUCACCGUUCUGGUCCAAUCAGAGGAGGUCUCUCAACAUCUAUGGGUGCUUUCGGUUGGUGAUCGCCGCAUCUCGGGUGGGGCCGAGACGUUACUCUGUGUGUGUGUGUGUGUGUGUGUGUGUGUGUGUUUCAAAUCAGGAGUUUUCAUGGAUCCCUUUAUUCCAGAUGAAAAUUGGUUUUAAAAGCUACAAAGGAAAACAAUCCCCUCUGAAAGGGCUGAAGUGUCCGUUAACUGUAAUAUCCAAUAAAAAGGUGCUCUCCGUGUGUAUGUGUGUGUGCAUGUGUGUGCGUGUGUGUGUGUGUGUGUGUGUGUGUGUGUCAGAGAGAGAGAGAGAAUGUAGGCCACCACCUACCAGUAUCUUUACCACCACCGUUAUCAUUUACACCCUGCGUUAGCGUUAGCAUGCAGUCUGUUUUUAUUCUGACUGAAAUCUCAGAAACUUUUUUACUUUUAAAUAAAUAAUAAAUAAAAGUGCAUUAAUCGCCACGUUUGUGCUAAAAACACUCACAAACAUGUCACACGCCUCAGAUCUCCAUGUUAGCGCUCUGGGUAGGCGGCCAUGUUGGUGUAAAUAAACACCGGUAAUCAUAUCAAAAUUAUUGGCACCCUUCAGAAUAUAUGUACAAUUAAUAAUAUCUCAAAUUAAAUAUAUGUGUAUAGUUUUUAUUAAAGAUGUUACAUUUUUAUAUAGCUAAUAUAAAUUAUUUUUAAAUAUUUAUUUGUUAAUUUUAUAUAUGAAUUUUCUCAAACAUAAAUCAUUCCUGUGCAUUUUUUUUUAAGAACAGUAUUUUAAUGAACAGUAUUCAUUAAAAACAUGGUAAAAAAAAUGAUUGGCACCCCUACGAAAUGACAACAUUUUUAAAAAAUUGUGAUUCUUGGAGAAAUAAUUAAAAUUAUUAUUGUCUAAAUAUAUACAGAUAAUAAAUAAAUAUUUUUUUUAUUGUUGCGUUUGAGAAAAUAAUCAGCUGCAAAUGCAGGAUACGGAUAUAAAAAUAUAUACACACGUUCAAUACUAACAUUUUAAACGCUACAGAAGCGCUGAGGAGGCGCGAAGACGCAGAAGAUCAGAAUCAGCUGUUUAGACUCUGUGUCUGUUGCAGUGAGCUGAUUGGACGAGAAGCUCUUCCUCACCACAGAGCUCAUGAACUUCAUCAUCAGGGAUUUUCAUGAAGGGUGCCAAUAAUUCUGGAGUUCACCGUUUUCCACCUAAACUAGGCAGAUAGAAUUAAAAUGUCGAAGUUUCCUUGUGUCGUGAUGUGUGUGUGUGUGUGUGUGUGUGUGUGUGUGUGUGUAAAACUGACGUUAGCUUGUUGCAUGUAUUGUGCAGCUAGUGGAUUUUUUUUUUCACGUGAGCUAGCCGUGUUAGCCGUGUUAGCAUGCGACAUCAGAAGUUCAGUUCAUUAAAUAAGGAAGAAAAACAGUGUGAGUCUAGCAGGGGGCACAUACUUAUGAUCAGUCUGCCUCCGCAGGGGGGUUACAGUAAAGCACACUUUGUCCCCUAUCUAGGGCUCUAAAAUGGAGAUCUGUGGUUAUAGCCGACAUCAGACACGGUUUUACUUAUUGUUCAAAUAUUACAAAUUUGUAAUAACUGACCCCACCAGUCCCCUUAACCCCACCCUUACCUGACCCCACCAUUCCCCUUAACCCUGCCCUUACCUGACCCCACCGUUCCCCUUAACCCCACCCUUACCUGACCCCACCGUUCCCCUUAACCCCACCCUUACCUGACCCCACCGUUCCCCUUAACCCUGCCCUUACCUGACCCACAUUUCCCCUUAACCCCACCCUUACCUGACCCCACCGUUCCCCUUAACCCUGCCCUUACCUGACCCACAUUUCCCCUUAACCCCACCCUUACCUGACCCCACCAUUCCCCUUAACCCCACCCUGACCUGACCCACAUUUCCCCUUAACCCCACCCUUACCUGACCCCACCUUUCCCCUUAACCCCACCCUGACCUGACCCACAUUUCCCCUUAACCCCACCCUUACCUGACCCCACCGUUCCCCUUAACCCCACCCUGACCUGACCCACAUUUCCCCUUAACCCCACCCUUACCUGACCCCACCAUUCCCCUUAACCCCACCCUGACCUAACCCACAUUUCCCCUUAACCCCACCCUUACCUGACCCCACCUUUCCCCUUAACCCCACCCUUACCUGACCCCACCAGUCCCCUUAACCCCGCCCUUACCUGACCCACAUUUCCCCUUAACCCCGCCCUUACUGGACCCCACCUUUCCCCUUAACCCCGCCCUUACCUGACCCACAUUUCCCCUUAACCCCGCCCUUACUGGACCCCACCUUUCCCCUUAACCCCGCCCUUACCUGACUCCACCUUUCCCCUUAACCCCACCUUUACCUGACCCCACAUUUCCCCUUAACCCCACCCUGACCUGACCCACAUUUCCCCUUAACCCCGCCCCUACUUGACCCCACCUUUCCCCUUAACCCCGCCCUUACCUGACCCCACCUUUCCCCUUAACCCCGCCCUUACCUGACCCCACAUUUCCCCUUAACCCCGCCCUACCUGACCCCACCUUUCCCCUUAACCCCGCCCUUACCUGACCCAUAUUUCCCCUUAACCCCGCCCCUACCUGACCCCAAAUUUCCCUUAACCCCGCCCUUACCUGACCCCACCUUUCCCCUUAACCCCGCCCUUACCUGACCCCACCUUUCCCCUUAACCCCGCCCUUACCUGACCCCACCUUUCCCCUUAACCCCACCCUGACCCCUCCUUUUAUCUUGAACCCAUCUGAAAUUGAACCCACCUUGACCUGGCCUGCUCUUUCACUUAGACCCCACUCUGACCUUUCACCCUGACUCCGCCCCCUGUCCUUACACUACACUACCCUGUUCAGUAAUAUCAUAUCAUAACUCUAACAAUAUCAACAUUUAUCUUUAUAUUUCUCACGUUACUGUAAGAGCAGAACUCUUUAUAGUUUCCUGUACAGAGAAUUUUACUUUAACGCUUUAACGGCAGCUUUAUUUUCAGUUUCUGCUUCUGUAGAUAACGUGGUCUUUUACGUUGUUAUUUUCUGUACCAGUCUAGCGUAGCAUAAUGCUAACACUGGCACUGUUUCACGUUUAAACAAGCCCUGAACUCCCUCAGUGUCACAUCUUGUACAAUGUAAUAUUUUUUUUAUUUAAAUAUAUAUAUAUAUAUAGUUUUGUCUAGACUCCGGAGACGUGACAUCACACCUGCUGUUAUCCGAAAGACAGGAUCUUUAUUUUCUUUUCUCUUUUGUUUACUUCUGCACUGUUUCUCAGCCAGUAAAGACCUGAUUUUAUUCAGACAGGAGUCCAUGUUUAAGUUAUUCAAAUAUCAGUCACUACAUUAUUUAACCCUCACACCUGAUAUUGUAUAAAAGUUAUUUAAAAAUGACUCUACUUUCAUACAUUACUUUUAUACCAUAUAUAUAUAUAACAUAAAUAAAUAUAGAAAUAUACACGAGUGAGUAAAUCUGAGUGUAGAGCUGAUUAAAUGCAAACCUGGAUGUUUUAUCGUGUAUCAUGAGAUGUUGUGUGGAAUUGUUUUGCCCUUGACAGGCUGUCUGGCACAGCAAAGCAUUCUGGGAGGAAAAAAAAAAAGCAUAAAUGAUGUGUGUACAAUUAUAAAAAAAAGAAAAGAAAAGAAAGAAGAAGAAUAAAAACUACAGGAAUCUUUUUCUGUUUAAAUAAAGAUGUGUUCUGAAGAAAUAUUACAAAAUAUUAUAGUUUGAUAUUGAGGUACAGCUGUUAUUUUUUUGUUUACCUAAAAAAAAGUCUAAAUAAAUAAAUACAUUUAGUCUGAAAGUGUGUGUGUGUGUGUGUGUGUGUGUGUGUGUGUGUGUCCUUCAUUUCCCUCUGAAUAACGGGCUGGGGAAGAGUACAAUGGAUGUAAUAUUUAUAUUUAAAGAUAACAUGUUAACAAAUAAACAACUAAAAAGUUAGAAAAUUAGGCAAGAGGAAAUUAGAGGAGAGGAAACAGGAAGAGGAAAUUAGAGGAGAGGAAACAGGAGCAUUUCAUUCCUGAUCUUUACACGCAGAAAACAUCAAUAUUCAAACUGUUAGAUUUCAUUUUACAUUCUUUAUUUAUAGAGUUAUUCAUUAAGUGAGGAGUGACACCGGAGAGAGAGAGCGAGAGAGAGAGAGAGAGAUUAGUGGUUAAGGCUCUGGGUUACUGAUCGGAAGGUUGGGGGUUCAAGCCCCAAGCUGCCACUGUUGGGCCCUUGAGCAAGGCCCUUAACCCUCUCUGCUCCAGGGGGCGCUGUAUCAGGGUUGACCCUGCACUCUGACCCCAACUUCGUG
Molecule: messenger RNA, 7233 nt
Organism: Ictalurus furcatus (blue catfish)
Lineage: Eukaryota; Metazoa; Chordata; Actinopteri; Siluriformes; Ictaluridae
Gene: zdhhc8b
Product: zinc finger DHHC-type palmitoyltransferase 8b
Exons: 12
Coding region: 1-3003 (1000 amino acids)
Biological process (GO): protein palmitoylation
Molecular function (GO): palmitoyltransferase activity
Source: RefSeq, a predicted model, not a curated record